CUCGGCGCAUCUAAAUGACAGUUUGAGCAGAGACAAUAGAGGCUGUUUCCUCCUUUCUGUGAACAUGCAGCUGCUGAAAUACAUUUUAAUUGUCCAACUGGGCUGUUUUUGUCAAGCUUUGCAAAACUCAUCCACUCAAACAGACCCACCUGGUGUCCAGGUGACAGAAGAGAGAAACAACUCGGCAGGGAGAAUACCAGAGGAGUUCAGCAGUGACCCUUACGUUCACAGACUCUCUGGUAAAUGCAGUUUUGCUCUCAGGAUUCCCGGAAACAGGAGCAGUGAUGUUGUGGCAUUGCCAGCCGACUCUAUAGAUGUGCUGGUCGAACAGAUCUGCCAGGAUCUCGGCUGUGGCAGCACCUAUCAUGUGAACAAAACCAGCUCACCUCCCAACACCACCUGCUUCCACCGCUGUGUGCACGGAGACGGACGUUUGCAGAACUGCUCACAGACUGUGGAGGGAAACUGCUCUGUGAUUACUGAAGCUGUUUGUGGGCACCAGGCUCUGCGGCUCGCCGGGGGCUUGGACCGCUGUGCCGGGCGUGUGGAGCUGUGGAGACACGGGAGGUGGGGGACCGUGUGUGACGACCAGUGGGACCUACGGGAUGCCAACGUGGUGUGCGCCCAGCUGGGCUGCGGUUACGCCCUCAGUGUGACGGGACAGGGCGGCUCUUACCCCCCGGGCAGAGGACCGGUCUACCGGGACGAGCUGAACUGUACCGGCCGAGAGGAGAACCUGUGGGCCUGUCCGGCCGCCCAGGACGAGACCGACUGUGGACACAAAGAGGAUGCUGGGGUCAUAUGCUCAGAGAUGAGAGCAGUGAGACUGACUGGAGGUCUGGACCGCUGCGCUGGUGUAGUGGAGGUCCACCGUAACGGCAGCUGGGGUACGGUGUGUGAUAACUGCUGGAAUGAAAAAAUGGCCUCCAUGGUGUGCUCCAUGCUGCAGUGUGGAGGCAAACCGCAGCAAUUCACCCAGUUCAAUCCUCCUCUCGCCCACAACAACGGGUCACUGUGGUUCUAUAUGUGUGAUCGACACACGCAGAAUCUGUGGCAGUGUGAUGAGUAUGUCAACCGAACACACCUGUGCGCAACCUCAAAAGCAUCUGGAGUCAUCUGUAAUGGCUCCCUCGGGUUUCCUGCACCCACCACAGCCCCGACAGCUAAUACAGCUGUGAUGACCACGAGGACAACGGGUGCAACCUCAGUCAGUCGGGCUAAAGGCCUCUUCUUAUCGCCUGCGGCACUCCUCAUCACCAGCGCUGUGACUCUUCUGCUCCUCGUGGUUCUCAUCACGAACUCCGUGCUCUGCUGCCACUACAGAAGAAGACACGCGUUCUUGAUCCAGCAGACACGCAGCAGCACGCGACCUCCCUCUGAAAACCAUCAGAACAGCUACCAGGAAACUGUCGACCUCAUCAAGGUCACUCCCAACCCUCUGCAGACAGAAGCCCCCUCCAACCCCAGGUAUCUUUGGACCCAGCUUAGUAGUGUUGACAGCACGUCAGUAGAUACAGACUAUGAGCAGUAUGAGCCAAGCAAUGACCCGUCUGUCCCUUUGUCAACCUUUCGGAAUUCUCAGAGGUACAGAGCAGACGUGAACUCUUUGAUGAGGCCCUCAGGCCUUGACAGCCUCUUUGAGGAAGUCCCUGAACCCACAAAUGAAGUGAUGGGAGCCUUUACAUGCCAUAACGGCGGCCCCGCAGAGGCUCCAUAUGCCAGAGUGUCAAAGAUCUCGGUGGACUCGUUUGAUACCUCCAGUACGUCAUCUGGGGAAUUUUACGAAAACACAAACGAUUACUCUGCGGUCACUCCCGAUUCAGCACCAGGCCAGUUGCCUGUUGUCAACGGAGACCAACUUUACCCCGGACAAACAACAAGCCUGCAGAGUUCAGGUGAUGAAGACGACGGCCCCCAUCUACUCGCCUGUGAGCCCAGAUCAGGACCUCACCUCCGAGGAUGACUACGAUGAUGUCGGCGCAUUAACAGAAGAGGUAACGUCACCUCACUGAGAUCAGAGGGACUGAUGCUGCAAAACGGCACUGAGGCGAAACGUACGGCCACACAAAACUGAGGGAGCACAAAGAGCACUAAUUUGAUGGUUUGCAGGCUAAAAUCUUAACAUUUAGGUUAAAACUGGGCUCAGUUUGGUUAAAAAAUGUAAGUCCAGGUUACCUUUGCUUCAUUGGCAUUUGAACACUUCCUUGUGUGUGGUAGUCAACAUUUGAAUUAAAUCAUACAGGAGUUAAAUAUGGCCUAGGCAUCCAAAAAUGUUAUUUUGAAACAGAAUUUCAUGACUGACUUUGACUUUUCCAACUACUGUUUCCAGAAAAGUGCAGUACUAUAAGUUAAAUUUACAGUUACUGAGACCUGACAUGUGAUUGCCACACUGCAGAUAAUCAUCACAAUGAGCAAGUUGAUACUUUAUUUUUUUCCAGCUGUGAACACAAACUGUUUCAAAACUUUGGACACUUUCAAAAACCGGUGCAUUUAAUGAUGCUCAGACAUCUGACACUCAGAUGCCAUUGAAAAUUGGAUAUAAAAAAGAUCACACUCAGGCAUUUCAAAUUUUAGAGCUCACUCUGAAAUGCGUCAUGUCCAAGCAUCCUGGAAGUGGACUUUUCAAAACAGCCUUAAUCAAAAAACAAAAUUAAAAACAGAAAAAAGAAAGCUCAUGGUGAUGGCUCACAUUAAAGUCCCUGCCGGUUAAUUUUCUGCUCUGAGAUGAAUGAAAAUCAAUGACCUCCUUGAAGGUUGGAAAUCAAAACUGAGAAGUAAAGGUAUAUUUAGGUGUUCUGUGAAUGUAGAAUCCACUUUAACAUAUGUUUUUUAUAUAUAUAUCUACACUGUAUAUUUUUAAUGUGUUUGCAUCACAGUUUUUUGUAAAUAAUGUUUGCCAUGUAUCCUCCCGUGGAUGUAAAUAAAAUAAAACUAUUGACUUCAAGCUUAAUCUAGAAAAUUAUGAUGUGCACUACAUGGCCUAAAGUAUGUGGACACGUGAACAUUGCGCCCAUAUGUGAUUGUUGAAUGUGUGAUAUUGAAACCAUCGGCGUUGUUCUGCUGCUAUAACAGCCUCCACUCCUACAGGAAGAUUUGGCACAAACGAUGCUGCAGAUUGAUCCCAAACACAAAGAGCGUGAAUGAGGUCCGACACAGAUGUCGAGCUAUAAAGCAAGAAAAAUCACAAGUAAACAUAAUGUGUUUUACAUAAAAAUGCAAACAGCCACUCACCUAUCUGCCUGAAGACAGUAAGGAACCCACAUCACAGGCACGCAGAGA
This is a messenger RNA of Plectropomus leopardus (leopard coralgrouper), 3279 nucleotides long. RefSeq names its product T-cell differentiation antigen CD6-like. Gene Ontology annotation, biological process: zymogen activation. The record is from RefSeq and is a predicted model, not a curated record. Gene Ontology annotation, cellular component: plasma membrane. Gene Ontology annotation, molecular function: serine-type endopeptidase activity. Lineage: Eukaryota; Metazoa; Chordata; Actinopteri; Perciformes; Serranidae.